ACAACCCUAAUGUUUAUUUUUAGCGUUUAUUUUAAGAACUUUCUGACGGCAUAAUAGCUCUUUCAAAAUGCGGGGCAUGUUUAUAGUGCCGAUGGACCUCGACCCGGGUUUCCGCAAGGCAGACAUGCAUAACCUGCCCGCCUUGAAUAGUGGCAUGGUUUAUAAUUUCUGUACAUCUGCCGAUCCGGAGAAAUCCAAGCCCAUAUCGACGGAAAAGAGUGAUCUUCUAACGGAUUAUGUACAAGUGCGACGGCAGGGAGAGCUCUGCGAGGUGAAGGGCCUAAUAUUCUCCGCCUCUGAUUUCGCCAACACAGAUACUCACGCUAAUGUUGGCCUAAAGGUGAUAGAAUCUACGCGGACUAUUAUAGAGGGUCAGUGCAGCUUAUGUCCAUUAGCUGAAGCCUGUUCGCACAUUGUAGCCUUUCUGUUUUGGCUUCUGAACAAGAGCGUGGAACGUUCUCCAUCGGCCGUGGUCGAAUUUUGGGGCCACGAGCUGGAAACCUUAGUCCAACCAGAGCCGAGUAGGGCAUUUCGUAUAUGUGACUUGCUGCCUAAAGAUGAGGUGCGUCUGGAAAGCGAGAUGAGCUCACAAGCGAUGAGCAGUAGCGAAGGACAGAUAUUCUUGGAUUCUGUGUUGGAUGAGCUAUCGGCCUGUGGCCGUGAUUCUGCUCUGUACCGUCAGUGCGUAGAUACCGCCGAUGAAUUCGAGUCGCUCUUUGUACACCACGUCCUCCUUCGGGCACCAGAUCUGCAUAUCGUGGACGUGCCGAGCUUUGUCCAGUACAUGGAACUACAAGCGCCCACUGGCAUCUACGAGAGUCUGAACGAGGUAACCCGUCUCCAGUAUAAAUCCCGACUGUGGGUCGAGGUGCAAUACAUGCGUAUUCGAUGUUCCAUGGUACAUUUGAUUGCGGCGCGAAAAAGCGCGGAGGACGAUGAACAAAUCUUCAACAUGAUGUUUUGCAAGGGGCGCGAUAAGAACAUUGAGGAUCGGAUUCAGCAGAAGCAACACAAGCGCUUCAUUUUGAAACAAACCGAAAAGCUUGAGAACAAAGAGUAUGCCGAGUGCGGACUACUGUUGCACGAAAACUAUCCCUACUUGUGCGCGUCGCCCGAUGGCAUUACGGACGAUCAUAUUGUGGAAAUUAAGUCUCCAAAGACAGAAGAUGAGUUUGAGAGGUAUCUGGAGGCUAGGGAGACCAUUUCCACCAAGUAUAUGGCCCAGAUACAGAUCCAGAUGUUUCUGGCGAACGUGAAAAAGGCUCUGUACUGCGUUCUUAGUCCAACAUUCGAGACGAAUGGAGCCCUCCAUUAUGUUUGGGUUCAGUCCGACCCGGAGUUCCUGGGCAGUUUGCUGGUGAUGGCCGAGGAUUUCUGGCGCGACAUAGUGUAUCCCAGGCUGACGAACAUCUACCCCCAAUAA
This is a messenger RNA of Drosophila bipectinata, 1423 nucleotides long. RefSeq lists its product as uncharacterized. The record is from RefSeq and is a predicted model, not a curated record. NCBI's taxonomy places the organism in Eukaryota, Metazoa, Arthropoda, Insecta, Diptera, Drosophilidae.